Molecule: messenger RNA, 1510 nt
Organism: Tupaia belangeri chinensis (Chinese tree shrew)
Lineage: Eukaryota; Metazoa; Chordata; Mammalia; Scandentia; Tupaiidae
Gene: LIMD2
Product: LIM domain containing 2
Exons: 4
Coding region: 401-808 (135 amino acids)
Source: RefSeq, a predicted model, not a curated record
CGGGGUCAGGCCGGGCAGCGCGUUCUCACUACGGCCCCGCCCUCCUGACCUCCCUCACCCCAGGCGGGGUCUCUGCCGGCUGGGCGCACUCCGUGGCUGCGUGGAGCCCCCAGGUCCUCGCCACCCUCCCGCUAACUUCUUCCCCAACACAUGGUUCCACUCAGGACCCCUGCCCCUGGGGGUGCCGGCUACGGGGAGGUGGGUGAGGGGCGGAAGUGGCAAGACCCAGAGCAACAGGAAAUGACUUAGGGAAAGUCCCAACCGCAGCCCCCCAGUCCCUGCUGUAAACACGCUCCCACCCCUGCAGGCUGGGGAAGGGCUGUGGCGCCCGACCGACCGACUUCCCCUUGCAGAGCCCAGCAGCGUCUUCACCCCGGGCCUCCAUCAUCUCCAAGGAACCAUGUUCCAGGCUACAGGAGCCGCCCAGGCCACCCCCUCUCAUGUAGGUGACCAACUCCAGCAGGAAGCCAAAGGCAGCGGUGGCAGCAACACUGUGCAGCGCUCCAAGUCCUUCAGCCUGAGGGCCCAAGUGAAGGAGACCUGCGCCGCCUGCCAGAAGACUGUGUACCCCAUGGAGCGGCUGGUGGCAGACAAGCUCAUAUUCCACAACUCUUGCUUCUGCUGCAAGCACUGUCACACCAAGCUCAGCCUGGGCAGCUACGCGGCGUUGCACGGGGAAUUUUACUGCAAACCCCACUUUCAGCAGCUGUUUAAGAGCAAAGGAAACUACGAUGAGGGGUUUGGCCGGAAGCAGCACAAGGAGCUCUGGGCCCAUAAGGAGGUGGACCCCGGCACCAAGACAGCCUGAGGCCCCCUGCCUAUCUGCUCCCUUGUUGCAGGGACCGGAACUGGGCGGUGGGAAGGGGGGGAGAGAAGUUGGAUCUGGGCUUGGGACCGGGCCCUGAUGGGGAGGGGAGGAGGCCAUCUUGCUCAGGCAGCUGGGUACAGGGGCAGGGCUCUGCCCCCAGAUUCCUUCCUUCUCUCUCAGUGGGUGGGGGCAUGGGAACCAGGCUUGGGGUUUUGCGCACCACCCUGUUUCCGGUUCUUUCAGCCCACCCCACCUCACUCCAGGGCUCCCUGGGAGCCCCCCCACCCCCAACCAGCUUCCCUAUCUAGGUGCCUUUUCUCCAGCAAGGAGUCAGCAUGCCCCCCUCAGGGUCCCCAGCUCCCUCACUGCCACCCAGGGCCAUGUGUGCCCCCUUGUCUCCCCAUCUACCUCUGCCCUUAGCCUGGUCCUGAGCCAUGGAGACUGGGAGGAAUGAAGUGAGAGUGCCACCUGCUGGGCCUCAUGGAUGCCGCCAGGGCCACUGGGGGCGGGCAUGGGGAAGUGCAGCAGUGGGGCCGGACCAGCUUGCACCACGGAGUCCAGAAGCGGAAGCUAAAGCACCCGCCAGGCUGAGAGCCUCAGAGACUGGCAGGGGGGCUGGCUUCAGCCACGCUCCCUUCCCCCCUCCCUUGUUUCUGCCCUGACUGUUGUGAUCAGCCCUGUUUUAAACGUGUUUAAACAGAU